Molecule: messenger RNA, 751 nt
Organism: Neocloeon triangulifer
Lineage: Eukaryota; Metazoa; Arthropoda; Insecta; Ephemeroptera; Baetidae
Gene: ND-B17
Exons: 4
Coding region: 169-681 (170 amino acids)
Biological process (GO): mitochondrial electron transport, NADH to ubiquinone
Source: RefSeq, a predicted model, not a curated record
UACUCGAGACUCGAGCUCAAUUCGCAUCGCAUUCGCAAAGUUGCCUCCUUGCUCUCUCAGCACUCAGCAAGUCAGCAGCUGCCAUUUUUCGUCGAAAAUCAAAACACGGGGCUCAAAGAACGCAGCGAAAAAAGUGAAUUGGAAUUUUAUUAAGCAGACGGCAGUAAAAUGGGCGGCGGAUCACCUAACAAAAAUGAGCCGCUCAACGUUCGGCCCAAUGCCUACCCGGUCGCCGGCCGUAUGGUCGACGAACGAGAACGCUUGGUGGGCAUGACGGACGCCGAACGAGCCUGGAGGAAGCAGUGGCUCAAGGACCAGCACCUUUCGCCCAACGAACCCAGAUUUGUGCCCGAGUUGGAGAGAGAGCUGAUGAACCCCAUUCGUAGAUUUUACCGCUGGCCCCUGGACAAUCUCUUCAAGGCUCUGAUGCCAGUCAUUGGUCAGCAAAGAGCUCAGUCUCUGCGAUACUACUCUGGAAGAAUUGCCAUUGCCUACUUGUUAAUUCUGGGUGUCACUUACAACUUGAAAUACAAUACAAAUAGCUGGCUCCGCAAAGGUGGUUUCACCCGUACCUAUUCGCAGGCUGCAGUUCUGAAGGGCGAGCCAGGUUAUUACAGCAGAGAGGUGCGAUCCCUUCCUAAUGACUACAAUGACAGGGGAUUCAAAUCAUCUCCCAUCUAAAAAGUAGGUCACAUGUUUCCGUUGUAAAAAGUAUAGUCAUUAAAUGAUUGUUAAAAAUUUAAAAGAGAAA